Messenger RNA from Ceratina calcarata, 7079 nucleotides. It is a transcript of the gene Bap170, whose product is annotated as Brahma associated protein 170kD. The coding region runs from base 996 to 6494 and encodes 1832 amino acids. Gene Ontology annotation, molecular function: DNA binding. Lineage: Eukaryota; Metazoa; Arthropoda; Insecta; Hymenoptera; Apidae. The record is from RefSeq and is a predicted model, not a curated record. Gene Ontology annotation, biological process: regulation of DNA-templated transcription. The transcript has 17 exons. Gene Ontology annotation, cellular component: SWI/SNF superfamily-type complex.
AUUUUGAAAGUAAAAAUACUGCGCGACCCGGGAUUUUGUUUGUACGGUACGGCGAGGGUAAAAAAGCGGCGAGGGCUAGGCUGUGGUGCGAUCGGGGCAACGCGGUGUCGCGCGUAAAAUGACGUAGAGUGUGCGAGGGUGUGCCGCAUGCGGUGCGAGAGGUGUGUUUAGCGGAAACGGUGUCGCGGUGUGUAGGGUACGGCGCUGGCCGUAGCUAUCACAGUGUACGGGAAAUUGGCCGUGGCUUCGCCAAUGGAUGCCAGGCAGGAGGAGACGCCAUUUUGAUAUACGGGCGCACGUCAAGCGUUCGCUCGCUAGGGAAACGCGGUCUCGAGUCGCGGUCUGCCGCUUCGCGUAGUACCGCGCGGGUGAAUUCGUUGGUUCGCAAGAUUCACGGGCAUCGUUGGUACGAGUGCGUGGCGCAACGGAUCCGAGGCGUUUCGUUGACAAGUGACAGGUGAAUCGAUCGGGCCGCGAGGAAACUCGCGUUGCGGCCUCCCGUGUCCGUAACACGGUUCGCUCGGUUGAUCGGUAGUGACUACUGUGUGUGGAACGGUUACGUACGUGUACGGUAUUCGGAUUUUUCCCCACGCCGGCCGAGUUCAGUGCGAGGGACACGGUAGAGUAUAUUGGUGCGCUCUCCGAUCCCCGGGGUGGCGGUGUGCAGCAGGGAAAAGCCGCUGCUCUCUGUUCUCCGUAUCUGUCUAGUUUCGCGCGCGCGACAAAAGGCCACCGGCCGACACCUCGGGCCAGGACAAGACGACCCGAUGUCGGGAGCGGGUCGCGACCCCGUGUCGACCCGUGGUCGUCCUCGUCCUUGUCCACGCACACUCGCCUCCUCUUUCACGGCACCAGGACGCUCCUGGCGUAAAUGUGCUCUAAUGAGCGCCCAUGUGCACUUCUCUUCUUUCUGCCUGCUGCCCUCGAGUGCCCUGUAAACCCAGAGCACACCCCAACUCUUAUAGCACGCCCACGCACUCUUAUCGUUCGCGAAUAUGGCCAAGAUCCUUAACAAGGACCCCGUCACCUAUGAGAGGGAAAGGGAUAAUUUCAUGAAGGACCUCCGUCAUUUCCACGAGACCAGAGGGACUUCGUUCAAGAAAAACCCAAAAGUCAAUGGGAAAGAUAUAGAUCUGUAUUUAUUGUACGUUGUCGUUACUGCCCAUGGAGGAUGGAUAAAGGUGAAUACCAGAAACGAAUGGGCAUCGCUGUGCGAACAAUUCCAUCUACCCAACGGCUGCGUGAACAGCGGGGUUGGCCUUAAACAAAUUUACCUUAGGUAUUUGGACAGGUACGAGAAAGUACACUUCCUAGGAGAAGAUGGACAUCAAGCAGACGACGACGAUGAAGAUUCCAGACACAGAAAGUGGUCUGCUAGAGCAUUACACUCCGUUCCUCUUACUUAUAAUCAUCAUCAACACAAUGUUGCAGAAUCUCUUCGCGAUUAUAACGGCCUUUCGUCAGACCUCUACAAACCAUCCAACUACGAUAAGCUCGCCCUCUCGCUACUGUCUCCUCUUCCUAAUGAGCAAGACUUCGCCAUCAACGUUUGCACGUUGCUGUCGAACGAGGGGAAGCACAUCCUGCGUCUCGACAAGUAUCCUCGCCUGGUGAACAUUUUAUUGGCGCACGCGGGUGUAUUCGAUUCACCUGGUACGCGACAGCUCUUCAUCGAGGUCUACUCACGGGUCAGGAAUUACUCGAUCAACUCGUUCUGGUCGGACGUGCUCGACUCGCAGGACGUGAUCGACCUGACCAACGAAAGGACGUUCAUGAAAAAGCCGAACCCAAGCCCCCAGACGUUCUCCAGACGAAAAAUCUUGGAGAGGGAAAAGCAGAGCAAGAACGUUGCGUCGACGGAGAGCGAUGACGCCUCCGCAUCGAUGGACGUCGACGUGGUGCUACCUGAGUGUUCGAGGUUGGAUCCGAUCUGUUCGCACCAGGAUGAGAGUCUAAAGGAUCAGAAUCAAAAUUCAAUAAAAUUCGAGGAAGAGGAUAGAGAUUUGUUUUGUGUCGGACGAACGCUCGGAACGCAAGACCCUUACGGGCAACGGGUACUACAGAUAGCGUCUAUUCUACGGAAUUUAAGUUUCACCCCGGAGAACGCCGCUAUAUUGGGAAGGAAUCGGUGUUUCCUGAGAUUCGUAUUGCUUUGCGUGAGGGCGAGGUGGAGCAACCUGCAUCAGCUGGGUUUCGACACGCUAGGGAACAUAGCGAACGAAAUAGUCCUGAAGGAGGCUGGCGAGAGGAUAACGGACGUUGUGUUGUCGUGUGUCGCGAAGGGAAUUGAAUCGCAAGACAGGUUUAUCGUUAUAUCCUGUUUGGAGGUGCUUAACAAACUUAGCCAGCAGGACAGCAAUGAAGAGAUAGUUACAUUUGGAUUAGAAGACAAUGUAUAUGAACUUAUAUGCAGGUUUUUAGCUCUUAAUGACAUAGCCCUUUUAGUGUAUACAUUGGAAUGUUUGUACGCGUUGACGUCGUUGGGUGAAAGGCCAUGUACUAGCGUCGCGCGGGUACGCGGAGCUAUCGACACAUUAGUCGCCCUCGUCACCGUGGAAGCGCAGAGUUACGGCCCGAAAGCCUGUAUUCUGAUGAGAGUGAUUGAAACUGUGUCGACUGUUACGUUACCAUCAACUACCACUCCAAAUACUCCUGCUGUUGCUACCGCUCCGGCCGCGUCGGUUUCCUCCUCCGUACCAACUACUCCGGCUACCGUUACCGCGACGCCAGCUCCGGUCAGUCCGGCGCCAUCGCGGCCAACCACUCCAGCAGCGACUGUAACGAAAUCUACAACGCACAAAGCAGUGGAGACAAACAACUCGUUACAGCAGCAACACGCGCAUCAACAAAUUAUACAGGAAAACGAGCAAUUCGCUUUAAGUUGGUUGAGGGCUACGUUUGAACCUGUGUCUGGUGUGCGUAUAGAGCAAGAAGAACUGUAUAAGAAGUAUCUUGGUUGCUGUACAAAAAUUGGCAGAAGAGGCGUAAUCGCACCCCUUCAUUUUCCAAGAUGUGUUAGAUCUGUAUUUGGCGGAAGCGUCGGGCCGAAUCCGUUGAAAGGUGAAACAACUGGUACUCAGUAUUACGAAGGAAUCCGAGUACGGGCCACACCACCCCAAGUAACUUAUCCGAGCCAAACUGCGGUUGGGACUAACACAGCUCCAAUUCCAGCAGUGAACACAACGCCAGUAAAGGUGCUUCCCGUACAACAGCGUACAAUCAAGAGUAUAAGUCCCGCUCCCGAUAGCACGGCCCUAGACAAUCCUGCAUCUGGGCUUUCGAGAAUCCCAACCCCGGCCUCGCCCAUCCUGAAAGCCCAAUUGUCCGCCCCACCGAAGCCACCAUCCGUCACUUCCGUGAUCACCGUGACACAAUCCCAAAAUCCAGUCACCAAGGUUGAUUCUAAAAGUCAGGUGUCAGUAUCGCAUCCUCAUCUAAGCCAAGCGUUGCUCUCGAUCGGUUCCCAAACGCAGACACAACCACAACCGCAACAGCCGCAACUGGUGCAACAGUGUCAAGCUAUCCAGGUAGUCACUAAGGAAGAUAAUCGAAGCGGUACCACAUCCAGUUCCAUAAUUAAAAGCCUACUGGCUACUAAGGUAACGGUCAGCAGCGACUGCAUGCCCAGUACUGCUGCCACGUGUGUGUCUACCCUUACUGCCUGUGUAACAAACACUACUGCUAGCAUCGCAUCCAGCAUCAGUGCCAACCAGCUAAUAACCAGCAACCAGGUCGCGCAACGUCAACAGCAGCAGAGGCUACUACAGCAACAGUUGACUAACGUAACGCAACCUCCUACAACCACGACUAGUUCCACAACAAUACUCCCAAAGACUCCAAUCAACUCGAAGCAAAAGCCAGCUAUCACACCCAUUCCUGCCAAAAAGAUUCAGAGGCUCAACGGAGCCAAGUUUAUUAUGACUAAUAAUUGUGACAAGACUGAAGUAAGCGACAGCGAGUGUGUUAAUCAAAACACAACGUCGACGACCGCUUCCACCGUGAUUUUGAAUUCCACUGAUAAUCAUACAUCGGCUAUUAAAGUGUGUCGGCCGCUGGGUACGACAACAGUAUUGACAGCGAAUAAAAUGACUCAACGAUCAACUUGCACAUCGAUCGCCGAGGAUUCGGAUUCAACCAACAAUUCCCUGGCAUCCAGCAGCGGUAUCGGUGGUAGUCGAGAUUGUUCCGGCGUCGGAGUGGAAGAGGAUAACUCCUUGACGAGUUUUGAGGGGAUUCUGUUGAACGGUGCACCAAGCAACAUGGACAUCGACGUGCAGGACGAUGGAUCUUCGAAAGACUCGUCCAGUGUGACGUCCAAAGAGAAGCCCCUCCAGAGCAUGAUGCUCGCUGAUCUUUUGGAAAGGAAAGUAGACAAAGAGCCAAUAUUAAAUGGCGUCUUGGGAAAGAACUCGAUAAACGAGAAGGGAAUGGAUCUGGUGGAAAAUCACAUCAAGAAGGUAUUGAAAGAAUCUCCUACCGAUAUUAAGAUCAAGCUCGAAGUAGAAGAAGACAUACAAACGGAAGUGUCCGAAGAUACGUUGAUCGAAGCACCUAGGGGGAUAAAACGAACUGCCAGCGAAUCGGACGAAGUGGACACGAAGAAAGUGAAGUAUUCAAACGGCACUAUGUCGCCGGAUCCUGUUGUCGACUCGACCACCGCCGAAUCUACAGUCUCGAGUAUAAAAUCUGAAGAACCGGACGAUGACAAAGACAGUGAGAAGGCUACGGUGUCUUCUACUGCUGCGAAUCUUUAUGCUGCAUUAGCCGCCGAUUGUAUAGAGGACGAGACGGAUCUUGACGAGAGCGUGACUGUAAAAGAGGAAUCUGCCCCCACAACGAAAGAGGAACCGCAGGAAUUCAUCAACCAGGUCAAUCAGCAACCGUCGCAACAACCUCAGCCACAAGUACCACAGCAGCAACCUCAAGUUCAACAACCAAUCUCGCAGCCUCAGCCGCAGCCACAGCCGCAGCCACAGCCGCAACCACAAUCACAACCACAACCACAACCACAACCACAACCACAACCACAGCUGCAGUUACAACAACAUCAGGCGCAACCGCAGCAGCCUCAACAGCAACUGAUCGUCGCGGCACCGAGGCAGAUAGUAGUGCAGCAGACGAUUCAACCAAACAAUCAAGUUAUCAUACCGGCCGGUGCGGUAAAGGCCAGGCAGGCGCAGUCUCAACCACAAGUUUUACUCCAACAGGGAGCGGGUGGUCAGUUGCAAUAUGUCGUGUCCGGUGGCGUUCCCGGUCAGAAUUAUGUUCUGGCCCAGCCGCAGACACUAACCUGCCAGGGUCAAGCGCAGACAGUUUUGGUAGCUCAAACGACGCAGCAACAAGGAACUGGUGCGAAGACUAUAAUCAUCUUGCAGCCACAGACUGCCACGCAGCCGAGCCAGCAGAAGAUGGUAGCGGUCACGCCUCAGGGACAGCAAGUUGUCGUGACACAGGUGUCGCGCCCGAUUUUGCAGAGUCCUGCACUCGGAAACAUACCUCCACCACUGGUCCCAACCUCGGGUACAAUUCCUCAGACUUCCAUUAUAGUGAACAGUUCCGUAACGCAAACGAAUCCGAACACUGUCACUGUUACGAUUCCGGCGAUGGCGCAGCAGACACCGGUUUCGACAAGCGUACCCUCGAGGGUGGUAACGCCUACCCCGGCGUCCACUCCGCCACCCACGAGACCCACCACGCCGCAUCAAGCGGCCGCUACUCACGGUCUCCCAAAACAACCUGUCAAAGUCAUAAAGACUGUCAGUUCCUCGACGUCCACAGAGCCAGAAUCGAAACCGUCUACCAGUCAGAAUCAGCUGGAGAAGACGAUCACCAUAAAGAUCGAUCCUAAUGCUUACCUUUGCGAGUGGCGGGGUUGUUUGAGGCAAUUUAAAACACCACAUGAAGUUUACCUUCAUGUGUGCGAGGCGCAUUGUCCUACUGGUGAGGAGGAAAUACUAUGCCUUUGGGCGAGCUGCGAUGCCUUGAAGAGGCGUAGAUUUUCGCUAAUGACACACCUGUAUGAUAGGCAUUGUAACGCGGAUACGAUGUCGAUAAGGAGAAAACAGCUAACGGUGACAGGUAAAACCGAGGUCUCCACGUCGACGCCGCCGACUCCUCACCACCCUGGAUACGCACCUAACGCAGCAUUCCAUGCGAUUAAGCGACACGCCUUGGAAUUCGUAAAUCCAAAGGAGUUAAUGCAGCAAAGGCCGACCAAGCCCGCUGCAGCCACCACAAGCUCUUCUUCUCCCAGACCUGGGCAAAAUCCUCCACCAGAGCAGGACGACAACGAAGGUCCAGUGACCAAAAGUAUUCGCUUGACAGCAGCUCUCAUUCUUAGAAACCUAGUCAUAUAUUCGACACAUGGCAGACGGCAUCUUAGAGCGUACGAACCACAUUUGGCAGGCGUGGCAUUGAGUAACGUCGAAUCAUCGAGAACGAUCGCACAAGUUCUUUACGAUAUGAACGAUCAAAGUAGCAGUAACCAUAGGUGACCUCUUGAACCAGGCCUCUAAAAAGAAAAGAAAGGAAAAAAAGCUCAUUCGCAAUUGUUGCGAGCAUCGAUUAGUUCGUCUUUAUUUUGAACUUUAGUGUAAAAGUGAAGGAAACGCAAAAGAGUUACAAAACGAUUAUAAAGAAUGGUAUGUUCGGUUUUGUUCGAAGGAGUAAGAGAUGUGAGAUUGUGAUUUACGACGGAGAAAAGAAAGAUAAAGACGCGAAAUGCAGAGGAAAAAGAAGAAUUAAGUGAAUUAAGAAGAAAAAGAAGAGGAUGCACUAGAAGAAAAAAGCAUACGGCAAUGUUCCAUAAUUAUUAAAGAGGCCUAUAAACUUACUAGGCAACGUCGAUUUGCCGAAAUUUAAACUAUAACGACGUACUGUAAACUAGUUAAACGAUAAAACGAAAGACAGUAGUUUGAAGUGAUUGCAGAGAGAUCAGUGAUAAAUGAUAAAUGAUGAUUAAAUGAAACAAAAAAGCAAACAAAAAAGCGAAAUAUUUCAAAUUUAAUAUUAAUAUUUAUUUUCUCAACAAGAAGCGGAAGAAAUGUUUUUAGUAACCGUGUACAAAAAUAAACAAACGA